Cyanidioschyzon merolae strain 10D is the source of this 1314-nucleotide messenger RNA. RefSeq lists its product as hypothetical. The transcript has a single exon. The coding region runs from base 1 to 1314 and encodes 437 amino acids. The record is from RefSeq and is a predicted model, not a curated record. Lineage: Eukaryota; Rhodophyta; Bangiophyceae; Cyanidiales; Cyanidiaceae.
AUGCGGUUGAGAUCACCGGACCAGUGGCUACGGAUUCGGCGCUGGCGAAGAACUGGCGGGCGUUCAGGGCACCCCGUGCGCAACCUUGCCCUGCUUGUUGUUAUGCUUGGCGUUGGCCUGCUCUGGCUACACCCCGAAGCGCACUGGUACCAGCGCCUCAGCGGGCAAGUUCGGGCUAGGUUACGAGAGCAGUCUGCCGGACACCUCGUGAGCAGCGCCGACCGGAGCGAAUCGGCCUUGCGUGAGGCUGGACGUGGAAUGAGUGCGACUGCGUCAGUGAAACUGGGUCAAGCUCGCUGCAGCUGUGCACAAGAAAUAGAUACAGCGUUUAACUGCUUAAAAGUUCAAAGCGACGUUUUGGUAAGAGCGCUGGUGACGACGGCGCUCAGUUACGCGAAACCGUGGCGCUGUCAAGACGCUGCCAGCCUGCUGGCUACGUGUUAUCUGGAUCAACGAUAUGGGAACUUGUCCAGCCCGACAGUAAGUCUCGCUACGGUGGAACAGCGCGUACUUGGCGGGUACAGUGAUCCGUUCCAGGCGCUCUGGGCCUGUGAGUUCUACCUCGCCAACUUCCUGCUCUGCGUCGACGACCUGGUUGGCGGUUCCGGAAACACAACGCGGAGCCUCCUCGGCGGUGCAGGACAUAUUCUGGGCGAGCUCCUGGUGCCUGUGAGUCGACCAGACAUGCGGAGUCGGCAAAUACUUCGCGAUCCGAAGCGGACGAGUAGCAUCCUUUAUUGUCUCUUGAACUGGCAUCGAUGGGUGCUCCAUCUUCAAGAAAAUACUGCAUGUAUCGAGCCCUGCGAGGCUGUUGAUGCAGCGCCCACAUUCGACAAGAUCUGCACGGGCUCGCUCUGUGCGGUGCUGUUUCGCGAGCCGCGGGGUCCACCGGUGACGCUCGCGAGCCUCACGACACCGGAACGGCCAGUACCGCGAGCCUGCAUCGCCUGGUUGUUUGAUGUGCUCGCGCAACUGGCGCUGCUCGCGGACGAGAAAGAGCUCGGGUCCAAUAACCUAUUCGCGCUCAGUGAAACAGCGAGCUAUGGAUCAUGCUGGCCAAUCGCUCAGCGUCUCGCUGGUUGCCUGUAUACAAACGUUGUCGACGGCAAUGGUGGUGGCCUCAUCGGCCCAGUGCAUCGUUGUGAUAAAUCACUAGGUGAUCUCAGCGAAUGCAUCGGGGGGAUCGCUCUUCGAGAGACGGCCCUACAUUGUGCGACGCGGGAUAAUCUCUGGGCAGUGCGAUGUGCACCCAUGGUAGAUCUUGACUAUCGAUCUUGGUACUUUGGUACCAUGCAACUUGCCGCAAAAACGUAG